Molecule: messenger RNA, 547 nt
Organism: Cloeon dipterum
Lineage: Eukaryota; Metazoa; Arthropoda; Insecta; Ephemeroptera; Baetidae
Gene: bcn92
Product: LYR motif-containing protein bcn92
Exons: 3
Coding region: 65-337 (90 amino acids)
Biological process (GO): iron-sulfur cluster assembly
Cellular component (GO): L-cysteine desulfurase complex; mitochondrion
Source: RefSeq, a predicted model, not a curated record
UGCGUCUAGCCCAUAACAGACUCUUGCAGUCACGUGAUUCAUUCAAAGCAGAAAAUCGACAACGAUGGCCGCAAGUAAGGUGAGGAUUCUGCGUCUCUUCAAGGAUUUAAUGCGAGAGGGCCAGAAGUUUGAUGGUUACAACUUUCGGAAUUAUGCUGCAAGACGGACGAGAGACGCGUUCAAAGAGAACAAGCAGCUCACUGAUCAGUCUGUCAUUGAGAAAGAAAUCAAGUUUGGACAACAACAGCUUGAUUUGAUCAAGAGACAGGCGAUGAUCAGCCGCAUGUUCAAGACUGAGAAAUUGGUGAUUGAGAAGCCAGGCGAGGUGCUGUCAUGAGAUUUACCGCAACUUACAUUACUUAUGUGUGAAUAGCGAGAAAUUGUGCUCGAGGGUCAGCAAAGAGCACGCACAGCAGACUAAGCCUAUUGUAUUAUAUGUUGUGAAAGUGUGUGAAUAGCAAAUUGUAACUUCUAUUGUAUUAAAUUGCAUCAAUAAAAGCCACGCUUGUGUUUACGUACAAACAUGUGACGGAUCCUGGGCCUCAGA